Colletotrichum scovillei is the source of this 1011-nucleotide messenger RNA. RefSeq lists its product as uncharacterized. The record is from RefSeq and is a predicted model, not a curated record. Lineage: Eukaryota; Fungi; Ascomycota; Sordariomycetes; Glomerellales; Glomerellaceae. The coding region runs from base 1 to 1011 and encodes 336 amino acids. The transcript has 2 exons.
AUGGCCACUUCCGACUUAGAAUCCAAAAUCCGCCAAGCGGCCGUCAGAAACCGCCAGCUCCUCGCCAUCCUCGCAGACACAGACAACGCCAUCCCCGACCUCCGCCAGCAACGCCGUCUCAUCACAGACCUAGACCACCAGCUCAAAGAAUCAGACAGAAACACCCGUGCCCUCGACAGCCGCCGCAAAAAGGAACUCAAAGACCAUGAAAAGUUCCGCGACAGCGUCAUGCGCCGCUUCGUGCACAAGGCCGUCGGCAAGCGCGACAAAUUCGACGAGCGCGCCGCCCGCGAGGAACGUGAAUACUUUGACGUCCUCCAGGACGAACACCGCGAAAAAGAGCUCAACAAAAACGUGAAGCAGCAGUUGAGCGACGCGCGCGAGGCGAGCAAGGCGCUUGAGUCGGCGGAGCAAGCCCUGCACGAAUACCAUGAUACCCGUUCAAAAGUCGAAGCUGAACAGCAUGCGAUACGCCUUCUUACGGAUGCGAUGAAGAGGAUGGGCGAUUCGUUGCGGCACAUGGACGACGCCUUGAGCCACUCGCGUAUGGACAUGUUCGGUGGCGGCUCGAUGACGGACAUGAUGGAGCGGAGUGCGCUGCAGCGCGCCGAGAGCGCAGCGCAGGAAGCGAGGAUGUUGGUGAUGCAGGCGCAACGGAUGACGCCGUAUAUCGGAGAUCUGCCGCCGAUUAACAUCAACCACGGCAACCUCAUGGGAGAUGUGCUGUUUGACAACAUCUUCUCCGACAUGGCGUUCCACGAUGAGAUCAAGAAGUCAAGAAUGUCGAUUGAGAAGUGUGCCCAAGUUUUGAGUCGAUACCUCCACGAGACUAGGGACCGACACAUGUAUCUCUCGCGGGAGCAAAAGAUUCGCGGUGAGAGGCUGGAGAGCACGCGCACGGCGCUGCAGAAGGAGCGGGAGAGGUUAUUCGAACAAAUUGCUGGGGGAAACAGUGACAUGAAGUUUGGAUCUGCUUCCUCCAGUGCUAUGCCGGUUGGAUUGAAAAAUUGA